Messenger RNA from Trifolium pratense (red clover), 994 nucleotides. RefSeq names its product constitutive photomorphogenesis protein 10. Lineage: Eukaryota; Viridiplantae; Streptophyta; Magnoliopsida; Fabales; Fabaceae. The record is from RefSeq and is a predicted model, not a curated record. Bases 235 to 747 code for a protein of 170 amino acids. The transcript is spliced from 4 exons.
UGACAUCCUCUGCAAAUAACUGAACAUUUACUGUAAAAAAAGAUGUCUUAAGUUAGCAAAUACGAAAUACUACAAUUCGUCAAAGAAAUUAUCGUUUUAUGAAGUUAUCGAACACUAAUUAAUAUUGAACUCUAUUUGAGAUCAAUUGCAUGAGAGAAAAACUUUUAUUCUUUGAUGAAGAAAAUAUGACUGAAUUAAACUGAUUUGAUUUAGGGGAAUAGGAUUUAGGAGGUGAUGAUUUCCGGCGGAGGAGGAGGAGGAAGAAGUUCAUCCUCAUCAUGGGGACCGACGACAUCAGUGUCAGCUUCGGGAAAGAGAAUUCAGAGAGAAAUGGUUGAACUCAACAACGACCCUCCUCCUCAUUGUUCUGCUGGUCCUAAGGGUGAUAAUCUCUAUCACUGGAUCGCCACCAUUAUUGGUACCCCAGGAACACCAUACCAAGGUGGCAUAUUUUUCCUUGAUAUAAUAUUUCCAACUGAUUAUCCCUUUAAGCCUCCCCAGUUAGUCUUCAGAACUCGGAUCUACCAUUGCAAUGUAGAACCUGAUGGCCGUGUUAGUAUGGGAAUAUUGAAGGAUGGUUGGAGUCCAGCAUUAACAAUUACUAAGGUGCUACUCGCUGUUAGAUCACUUUUGACAAAUCCCGACCCUUAUAAUGCUGUUGUUCCUGGUAUUGCUCACUUAUAUUUGGGAGACAGAGCAAAACACGAUGAUAUUGCUGCAGAGUGGACUAUCCGAUUCGCCAAGUGAAUAUGAUAUAAGAGUCGUUUGAUUGGCUUGACAUAAUAAUGUUAGCAAUUUCACAUUCUUUCCAGUAUGUGCUUUAUUAUCGGAAAGAGUUUGUUAUAUAGUUUUUCGUUGAUGUUUUUCUACAUCGUAUAUAUCAUGUACCAAUAUUUAUGUGAAUGAGAAUGACUGUUCAUAGUUCAUGCACUUGUAACAACCAUUUCUCCUCCCUGCAAGCUUUGAUAAUAAACAAGGUAGUGUUAUUACAACA